AUGUUCAAUCUUCCACCACCGCCACGAUUUACACUUCCACCUCCACCAAUAUUUCCAUCGGAUAUAUUUGAUUUAAAAAUUCUUCUUCCAUUAACUUGUUCGUCAAUACGACAACAACAAAAACAAAUUAAUCUUCAUUUGAUAGUUAUUAGUUGUAUUAUUUUUUUUAUUCUUGCAAUUCUUCUUACUCUAUUAUUUAUAUGUAUUCAAUCUUAUCAUCGACACAAAUCUGUACGAAAUAAUCUUGUCUUAAAAUCAAUAUUAAUUGUUCCGAAAGAUAUAUCAAUCGAUGAUAAUUGUUCAUAUGCAACCAUUAACUCUAAUAUUUAUCUUGAAUCAAUCAAUCCAAGUCAUAUCGUUUGUCAACGAUGUCAUCGAAUAUCGUCAUCUUCUCUUUCAUGUUAUGAUACUAUUCCUUAUUAA
Rotaria sp. Silwood2 is the source of this 423-nucleotide messenger RNA. NCBI's taxonomy places the organism in Eukaryota, Metazoa, Rotifera, Eurotatoria, Philodinida, Philodinidae. The record is from the annotation of a GenBank genome assembly.